This is a messenger RNA of Colletotrichum lupini, 3363 nucleotides long. RefSeq lists its product as uncharacterized. Bases 1 to 3363 code for a protein of 1120 amino acids. Lineage: Eukaryota; Fungi; Ascomycota; Sordariomycetes; Glomerellales; Glomerellaceae. The transcript has 29 exons. The record is from RefSeq and is a predicted model, not a curated record.
AUGAAGAACCGUGUCGAAACGAAGCUGACGUCGGUGUCGGAUAGUUGUCCAAGGUGCGGCAACUGGGACGAUCGCUCGGAAAUUCAAUUAAUGAAUGACCGUGUCAAGAAGAACUCCAAGGAGAAAAAAUUCCUCGCAAAAAGAUGGAUCGGAUCGUUUCGGAGGUUGCGAAGUCGACUCGGUCCAAAAGGAAAUAUCGCUAGGCGAUGGGGGUGGAGAGGGGGGCAACAAGGUCUGUCUGCCUACGCAACGGGUCUUGGAAGAAACCAAAUAAAGGUGUCCUUUGACCGGCGGGUACUGCAGAGGAGGAGAGAGUCGUCUUCUGAAGGACCUUUUUCUCCAUUCACUCGCCCGCCCUCGCCCUCUCGCCCUCGCCCUCUCGCCCUCGCCCUCACCUUCCAGGUACAGACGAAAGUCUAUUGCCAAAUCAGUGAUGAAGCCAUCUUGGUCUCCAUUUGCGAGGUGAAGCACCCGCGCUCCCUCCCGAGUCCCAACCUCUACGGGUAUCCAUACCCCAGUGAAGAAGGCCCCGACCCAUCCUUUUUUGGCGGGAUGACAGUGCGUGGAUUCCAUUCGUGGAAGGGCCCUCUGAUUUCAAUUAUCUUUCCAUCCAUCACUUGCCUAUCGCUCUCUCAGUCUGGCGGCAUAACCCUCUUGGUCGGUCAGCUUACACAGGCAGCCAAAGCAUUAUUCAUCACCAAAUUCACCAUGGUCGAGAGAUUUUGCAAUAUACAGAAUCGAAAAAAAGUGAAAGAAACGGUUGAAUAUCAUAUCCGUGAUAUCAAGGUCGCAUCUCCAUAUCAACAUCUCGCCCUAAUCAUGAUAUCAUCCCAAGAUAGCUUCGCGUUGUGCCCUGUGACUGUCGUCCCUCCGACGCGCCGGGUGUUGGGUCUGAUUACUUGCAUGCCUUUCCCCAACUUCCGGUUCUACCUGGGCCGGACUCAAACCACGGAAGGGCACGCACCACGUCAAUUCCAGGUUAUUUCCUCAGGUUGUCCUCACUCGCCGGCUAGGCUUGGAUACGACACGGAGGAGUUACAGUGCCACAGUGCCACAGUGGUAGCAGAUGUGGUUAUUCAUGGAGAUGCUGGGGGCCAGACCCUUUCCUGUCCUGCCCACUCCACCUCCAUCGGCAUAGGGGCCUCUCGCAGCAACGUCCAAUCGACCAACCUGCCUGCCUCAGAGUCGCUGUACAAGUCAUCCUUUGCAUGCCAACGGGUGGAGUCGAAUAGCCCCUCCCGCCACAUUCUUGGGAAGGUCAAAAGUCUUUCGAGUUUCCACGGCUGGAAAUUGGAGAAAAGGGUGUUGAGUGAAAAUGUCAUUAUCAGAUGCCUGGGUCGGUUGAUAGGCUCCCAGACAGCCGAACAACCAAGGUUCCUGACGGAGAUGGCUCGACCCUCCAGUUGGGCUCCUUCCAGCAAGAUGAGAGGUGUCCCGUUUGCUGGCCAUCGGGGGGUUCCCAUGCCAAACUCGCACUUGGCUGGGCCUCCCGCUUUGAAAUGGAUUUCAGGCGUUCAGACCCAACCCAACUCUGGCGCCUGCCGUGACGGUACCGGCUGUACAUAUAGCAAAACACACAUAUAUGCAAUACUCGCGAACACGGUCAACGCGAUCUCUGGCCCUCUCUCUUUAUCCCACUCUUCCUAUCAAAAGGCGCAAUAUGACCCUGGUCUCCCGAAUAAGGAGCCAGAACACAAGAGACGAGCAAGGCUGGACAAGGGCCACCCCAAACAUCCCUACCCUGCCCGAGCUCAUACCCCUGCAGUUUCCCUGGCAGACAACGGCACAUUUUACUCGUCUUAUUCGUGUAAACAGCACGGCACGUGCGGCAGAAUCCAACACCACUCCAAACGAGGCGAACGUUCCCGCUCCCCCCGGAAACCCAGCCAACCAGUCACUUCGUUUUCAUUCGGUGGCAUCGCCUCCGGUGUCUUAAGUCCGAUGAAUGAGAAGCUGCUGUUGCGCACAGCUGUCCGCAGCAGUCACGAUAAUUCGCAAGUCAGCUCACUACAGCAUCGCUUUGGCCCUCCUCUGCACCGUCAGGCGGAUCGGCAUCUCUUUUCCCAUCAAUCACCCAUCGCAUGCGUCAACGCGCAAAGCAGCGCGGGUACCGGGUAUGGGCUAAAUGGCAAUGCGCAUCGCUCGGUGGGAUUAGAUGACAUGGGCUCGAUGGGAUAUCCGGGGGCCCAAAAUGUGCCCUUGUCGGUCUCAAUGCCCCCGUCAAUGUCGUACAAGAGAACACCAGCUUUACACCAAGUUUUAUUGGGCCACCAACGCCGAGAGAACAGGCGAAGCAGACUUCCUUAUUGCUUGCUUCUCACACUACUAGCCACAAGGAAUAAGCAAACCACUUUGCGGUAUGCCUCCGUGCACGAAAUCGGCACUGAGGCCUCAUUCCUCCCUUUAAUUGAUUGCAUGGCGUGGCGUGGCGCGAGCAUGGGUGCGCGUCGUGUCAUCGACCUUGAGUUUUCUCUCACCCGACCCUUUUGCCUACUCCCAUGGCCUUCAGACAAACUGCAUUCAGUACAAACACCUGCAACACGGCAGCCAGCUUUGGACGUCAGACAAGACAGCAGAAAAGGGGGGGGCGCCGUCGCCGCGGCUUGUAAGCCGUCCUUACCGUACAGGCCUAAGGCGAACGAAGACAAGCCUCCCCCAGUGCCUGAAUGUUGCCCAAUAUCCGAAUUUCCAAUUUACAAGCUUCCGUCACCCGUGGAAGAAAAGUCUGCUCUUCCCCCGAGUUGCAAAUGGACUCUUUUCGGUCUCUACGACCCAAGAUGGGGGCAGCGCGAGCGCGCUAACGGACGGGAGGACUAUGUUAGGGGUGGUCAGUCACCCAGUCCAGUCAUUCUCCUUUCUCUGGGCUUCAUCUUCCUCUCUCUGACUUUUCCCCUUCCCAUGCUUGGCCAACCUCGCCUCGCUGCCAAACCCAGUGGCCAAGUCUCGAGCCAUCAUGCAGUCACUCCCAUGAAGAAAAACAGUCAAAAUAACACGACAAAUCCCCGAUUCUUUCUGCCCCUCCGUCCGAACGCCUAUGCCCAAUCAGAUUGCAAAGACUCAAUAUCAAGAUGCCCGUUUGCGCCGUUACCGUCUGCCGCCGCCAGCGACUUGCAUGUAUGGUACUACGCAUCUGCUCUACCAGCGCCGCAGUGGUUGUCGUCACCGUACAUGAUAAGAAGUCGGCCAGAGCCGUUUGAUCGCCGUCCUUUCAACUUCAAACAUUCUACCCGUCCUUCUAGAAUAGCCAUUGUCGUUAUCAUUGAAGGAGCUAGGGGGAAAGGUAGCACGGAGUUGCUUCAAACGUCUUCCUCGUCAAGGUCCUUCGCCUGUUUGCAGUUGGGUCUACCCAUCCCAGAUUCGUAA